Callorhinchus milii (elephant shark) is the source of this 3352-nucleotide messenger RNA. RefSeq lists its product as uncharacterized. Bases 144 to 2627 code for a protein of 827 amino acids. Gene Ontology annotation, cellular component: external side of plasma membrane. Lineage: Eukaryota; Metazoa; Chordata; Chondrichthyes; Chimaeriformes; Callorhinchidae. The transcript has 17 exons. Gene Ontology annotation, biological process: cell surface receptor signaling pathway; immune response; T cell costimulation. The record is from RefSeq and is a predicted model, not a curated record.
UUAUUCACCUCGUGAUCCAGAAAAGGGUGUGGAGCAGUGAAAGUGAAAGGGUGAAUUCCAUGUAGAGACGCUGAUAGCCAGGACUCUGGGAUAAUCGUGGCAAGUCGUUUUAUUAAGAAAAUCCUGCUUUUGUGGAGGAAAGGAUGGCGAUUCUAGCUUUGUGUGUUGUCGCUGUCUCCUUUAUCUCAACAUCAGCGCUGGAAAUGGUGUUAUUUCACAGCCCAAUGAAAGGUCAAGUGAAUGAGACUGUAAAGCUGGAAUGCAAGGUGUCUGGCUACAGCAGCCCACAGCUCCAACUCAAAACGGUAGGAGUUCAGUGGAUCUUCACAUCUACCAGAAAAGAGGUGUAUUCUUAUAUCGGAGGAAAAGCUUCCGCAUCUCGAAAUGGGGCAACGAUAUCUGAAGACAAUUUAAGGACAGGAGAUGCUUCAUUGUAUCUCCCUAACAUACAAAUUGAGGAUGAAGGAGAUUACACAUGUGUGGUGAUCGUAACCCCAGAAAAGGUAGAAAAGACAUCCACACUCCAAGUGUCAGCUCGGCCGAAUGUAAUUCUGUUUCCGCAGCCUUUUACAGCUCUGCUUGGUUCAACGACAUUUGUGAAAUGUAGCGCUACUGGAUUUUACCCUCAGGAGCUCGAAAUCAUCUGGUACAAGAUAUCACACGAGAAAAUGGAAAACAUUUCAACAAAAAGCUACAAUAAAGGGCUUAUUGAAAACAAUGAUAAAAUGUUUAGCAUUUCCAGCUUAAUGCCCAUUCAGCCAACACUGGAUGAUACUGGGAGUAGGUACAGGUGUGUAGUGAAGCACCGGUCAUUACCUGAGAAUCACAUGGUGGAAGCGAAACUCAUUGUCCAAGAAUGUAAGAACCGUAAUACCGAUGGAAUCAUUGGAGGAGUAAUUGUUCUGUUAGUGUGUGUCUCACUUUGCAUUGGAUAUUUUACCUGGGUGAAAUGGCAAAAAGGAGCUCCGACAAAUGAUGUGGAGUCAAACAAUAAAAAACGCAAGUUCAUGGUCUUUACAGGUAAAGCGAAAUCACAAGGUGCAAGUCUGCGUGCAGCAGGUAAUGCUGAUCCAGGUUCUAAGGCACAAAAUGAUGGGAAAAUAUCAAGUGAAGACAAACAUGGUGAAGGAAACUUCCCUGAUAAAGCUGAAACAAAGUCAGAAAGUAGAUCUGGAGGAAAUGGGGCUGAUUUUGAACAAACAGGAGCUGCGCCAAAUGAGGAUGAGACAACCAAUGAAAAAGACACCCUCCUGGUCCAAACAAGUGAUGUGAAAUCACAAGAAUCAAGUCUGUGUGCAGCAGAAGGGAUGAGGGUCACUGAAGCAACACAUGCAGCAGGAGACAGUGGAGUAGAAAGAAAUCCCGUCCCUCGAACUGAAGGAGAGCAAAGUGAGCAAGCUGAAGAGAAAGAGAAAGAUAAAAGCAAAGAUAAGGUUGAAGUUGGAAAGAAUAAUCAAGCAGGAAAGAUGGCGAGCACUGAAGCAACAGAGGCAACAGGAGACGGUGGACCAGAAAUAAAUCCUGCUCCUCAAACUGAAGGAGGCACAGGUGAACAAGCUGAAGAGAAAGGUGAAGAUAAACGUGAAGGUAAAGGUGAUGUUGGAAAGAAUAAAGAAGCAACAGAGAAGACAAACUCUGAAGCAACAGGAGACAAUGGAGCAGCAGGAAACCCUGACGCUCAAACUGUAGAAGACAAAUCUACAGAAAAAAGCGAGAAAACUAAAGAGAAAGAUAAACAUGAAGAAAAUGGUAAAGUUGCACAGAAAAAUGAAGCAGUAGCGACACCAGACAGUCAAGGAACAGGUAGAAAAGGAGGCAAUGGAGGAGGAGGAAAAUCUGACACUCAAACUGAUGGAAACCCUCCUUCACAAGAAAGUAAGCAAGCAAUGGACACGACAAACAGAGCAACAGGAGACAAUGAAAAAGCAGGCAACGCUGACACUCAAACAGUAGGAGUCAAUCAUUUGGGAAAUAACGGGAAUCCUAAUGGUAACAGGAUAGAUAAACAAAGAGAAAAUGGUGAACAAAUUGCACAGAAUAAUAACGCAGUAGCGACACCAGACAGUCAAGGAACAGGUAGAAAAGGAGGCAAUGGAGGAGGAGGAAAAUCUGACACUCAAACUGAUGGAAAGCCUCCUUCACAAGAAAGUAAGCAAGCAACAGAGAUGACAAACUCUGAAGCAACAGGAGCCAAUGGAGAAGCAGGAAACCCUGACGCUCAAACUGUAGAAGACAAAUCUUCAGAAAAAAGCGAGAAAACUAAAGAGAAAGAUGAACGUGAAGAAAAUGGUAAAGUUGCACAGAAAAAUGAAGCAGGAGAGACGGCAAACAGUGAAGGAACAGAUACAACAGGAGACAAUGCAGGAGGAGCUCAAACUGAUGAACAGCAACGUUCACAAGAAACAGUAGCGACACCAGACAGUCAAGGAACAGGAACAAAAAGAGGCAAUGAAGGAGGAGGAAAACCUGACACUCAAACUGAUGGAAACCAAUCUUCACAAGAAAGUAAGCAAGGGGAAAUGAAAGACCAUCAUGAACAUGGAGUUAAAGAGUCAAGGAGGAAUUCCACUGAAGGAAGUGAUGCAGUUGACGUGCAAGUUGAUGUCAGCACUGACCAAGUCAACUAGACAGAAGAAGGGAACAAAUUUCUGUGAAAAACUUUCUUCUUUCUCCACAAAAUAAGACCAGAAAUCGAUCAAUGCUCUCACCCUUUCCAAUUAAAAAAAACCCUUUUAAUCAGGAAUACUAAAAGAAUACUACAAAUUUAGAUGUAUUAUAUAUAUAUAAAUGCCAUAUAAAUGCAAGCUGUUGUUGUUGUUGAGGUCCCGUUUGCCUGUUUAGGUGGACGUUAAAGAUCCCAUCGCACUAUUGAAAAAGAGAAGGGAGCUUCUCUCUCCUGAUUUUUUUAGCCAACAAUCCCCCUAAUAAAUUUGGUCACUCACUCCAUGGCUAUUUGUAGGACAUUGUGGGACAUUGCUGUGCCAAUUGUGCUGCUAUGUUUGUCCAUAAAUACGCAGUCACAGUGCACAGCAAAUACAAGGGUUUUUAUUAUAUAUAUCAAUUGCAUAUCAUGCUGCUGUGUAUGAAGAAUGUGAUCAUGUAUGUACAGUUUGAAUUGCAGGGAAUAAAAGUUAGAUAACUUUUCAAAUGUUAUCAUGUGAUAAUGUAAUGAUCUUUGUAUUGGGCUGUUUAAUCAUUGACCAACGGUUGGAAACUUAAUUUGAACUAAUUUUUUUUUGGAACAAUAUUUGCAGAGCCUCGUUUUCCAGCAAAGCUCACUGUAUAAUUUCUGUCAGAUGUCUUUGUGUUGCUGUCACUGUAAAAAAAACAUUAAAGUCACCACGAAACUCUU